AUGAGUGAAACCAGUCUCAAAGAAGAUCCCCUCUCCAGAAUACAAAGGGAGAUCAUCGAGGUCACGGAAAGGGAGAGGGAGUUCAAAGAGGGACACUUCAGAAUGAGCAGACUGUUGUCGGAGUCCACCAUAGACGUGACCAACCAGAACGGACACCUCAACGGCGAUGAGAGGCCGCAGAAGACAUUGAACAGAGCCGUGUCCACGUCGCACCUGCUGGGACCCAUCGCCCCCUCGCCGCCCGCCACGCCCGCGCUGCUCACCACCAACGGGUACACGCGCAGGUUCACGCCGCAGAACGGGACCAAAGGAAUCAUGCAGAGGUUUAUAGCCAACAAGGGCAAGCUGCCGGUCACCUCCCCCGGCCCGCCGACCACCCCGACCGCCCUGACGGCCCCGCUAGUGUUCACGCCCGUCACAGCCGCACCUGUGGCGCCGCCCGUCAUCACACGCACCCCGGAGGGAAAACCGGUGAGGAAGGGAUACGUGCCGGUGGAGGAGAAGAUACAGAAGGAACUGAGAGAGAUGAAGGACAGAGAACACGAGCUCAAGAAGAUGAGGAAGAAGCAGAAGCCCUUCGACAUAGAACUGAGCGACUCAGAGCUGACCUCGGAGUCGGAGGAGGAGGACAUCCCGCCGCCCGGGAGACUGAAGGCCACCAAGUCUAUAGGCGAGCUGUACGAGGCUCUCAGCGAGGAGCUGAGGUCGCCCUCGCCCAGGAACAGCUCGGGACACGACUCGCUCGGCAGUCUGAAGCCGGCCAAGUCUCUGGCGCAGCUGUGCGAGCUGGGCCCCGGCCAAGAGUUCCUGGCCCCCAGCUCCACACGCCUCAUAGCGCAGUGGGAGUCCAUCAUACAGCAGAAACAGGAAGCGGGAGCGGCCUAG
Danaus chrysippus (African queen) is the source of this 885-nucleotide messenger RNA. The record is from the annotation of a GenBank genome assembly. NCBI's taxonomy places the organism in Eukaryota, Metazoa, Arthropoda, Insecta, Lepidoptera, Nymphalidae.